Molecule: messenger RNA, 4830 nt
Organism: Brienomyrus brachyistius
Lineage: Eukaryota; Metazoa; Chordata; Actinopteri; Osteoglossiformes; Mormyridae
Product: amyloid-beta A4 precursor protein-binding family A member 2-like
Exons: 12
Coding region: 319-3288 (989 amino acids)
Biological process (GO): chemical synaptic transmission
Cellular component (GO): plasma membrane; cytoplasm; dendritic spine
Molecular function (GO): amyloid-beta binding; protein binding
Source: RefSeq, a predicted model, not a curated record
ACUCUUGUUUUGUGUGUGCUUGUUGGUGUUGUUUAGCUGAACUUUUGUAGGCUUUUGUUUUUACAUAUGCAGUGGCCUUUAAACCGGUGCACAAAACCCUCAACUAGACCAGGUGUGACAUUCGGUGGCAGUGCUGGGAUGGUCAGCUACAAGACGACCACACAUUCAGGUGCUAUAGGGGCAUUGGUGUGAGCUGCCCAACCAAAGAAGAAAGAGGAAGGACCAGAGGUCCAUGCUGAUUGGGAGGAGGAGGCUGACCAGUCAGAGAAGUCGGCAAGGCCGCCAGAAGACAGCUUAGUAUUACUGCGUCAAGAAGUUAUGAUGUCACAGAAGGUACCGAAAGAGAGAUUGAUGGCAGAAAUUAGAGGUUGGAAAGAACAGCUGACAACCUUGAUGAACUCUCUUCCACUGACGCUUCAGAGCUCUGUCGAUACCAUUGCACAUAUAAGCUUAUCUACUCCAGCAGCCAGAUGGAUUUCUCCAGUAUCACAGAAUCUAGCUGCUGUCAAACGCUCAGUACCAAUGGACUUGUACAAGAGAGAGCUUAAAAUUGCAUCACAUGAAGCCAGGGAAAAUAUUGAGAAUUUUUUGCUGUGCUUUGAGAAGUUGGCACGGACUUGGCGUUGGCCAGAAAGAGAAUGGGCACGUCGGCUGACUCCUUUACUGACUGGCAAAGAGCUGGAGGCCUACGCAUCAGUGGGUGAGGAUGCAGCCUGUAGUUAUUCAGAUCUAAAGGAAGCACUGUUGCCUACGUUUAGUAGUUCACCAGAAACGUAUAGGCUACGUUUCCGGUUCAUGGUGACGCCUGAUAAUGAAACUCCUAAAGAAACCUAUCAUCGCCUUAAAGAAUUAUAUCAGCAAUGGAUGAAGCCAGAUCAACGUAGCAAGGAGGACAUUGGAGAAGUCAUCAUCCUGGAACAGCUUCUUCGCAUACUUCCUGCAGUAACCCGGACAUGGAUGAAGGAGCAUCAACCUACAAAUGGUUUGGAAGCAGCCGAGUUGGCACAGCAGUACCUGGAGGCCAGAAGAAGCUCAACACAUUUCAGACCACAGGAUCGGGGUGAGCGGCAAUGCCAGGCGUGUGAGCAGCCAGCCAUGGCGCACAGGAAGCCGACGAGUACCAGCAGCAGCAUGGCGGAGCCCCGCGCCCGGGCCUGUUCCGCGGCUUUCCCUAACAAGGAGCGGGCAGAGGGAGCCCAGGCCCCUCCGCAUUCCUACAGCGGCCCUCAGGGGCCUGGGCUGACAGACAGCAGGCCGGCCACCCCCGAGGGCGCGUGUGGUGACUGCCCUGCCCACCCCGACAGCAUGGAUGGGGACUCCAGCUCCGACUAUGUCAACAACACAUCUGACGAGGAAGACGAGGAGGAAGACUACGAUGAGGGCUUGCCCGAAGAGGAUGAGGCCGUGACGUACUACAUCCGUUACUGCCCCGAGGACGACAGCUACCUGGAGGGGGUGGAUUGCGGUGACGGCAACUAUGCCUCCACCCACCCAGGGCCGCCGGCCGACACUGACGAGUGCCAGGAGGCGGUGGAGGAGUGGGCGGGGCAGGAGCCACUGGAACGGGACCCGGGCACGCAUGGAUACGAAGGCAGCCUGGAGCCGGACCUCCAGUGCCAGGAACUGCCGAGGGAUGUAGGUGAGGGAGAGGAGGACGUUGAGGGGAGUGAAGGAUACUGUCCCAACGAGGAGGAAGAUGAGGGCGAGGGCGGCUGCUACACGGGAGACUACUAUGCCCCCACGGACAACGGGAACGCCGUGCCGGACGAGGCCGAGGAGGACAUUGACCAGAUAGUAGCAGAGAUCAAGAUGAGCAUGAGCGUGGGAAGCCUGAGUAGCGGUACUGAGCCCAGCCCGGAGGAGCCGCCCCCGCCCCCUGAGCCGGCGCCCCGCACCCUGCACUGCCACGAGGGCCGUCCCCGCUCCCUCAACCUCCCCCCGGCACGGCACAACCCUGAGCCUCCGAGAGGAUUCAGUGGCCGGGCACGCACCCCGGACGAUAGGGCUCAGUGGGCACAGGAGCAGGUAUCUAAUAGUGCAGAGCAGCCCAGAAAACAGCAGCGUUCAGACCUCAAUGGGCCUCUGGAGAACAACAAUGUCCCUGAGCAAACGAAGAAGACGACGUUCCCCAACUUUGUGGACGUCCCUGGGCCCUGUGAGCCCGAGGACCUCAUCGAUGGCAUCAUCUUCGCUGCCAACUACCUGGGCUCCACCCAGCUGCUCUCAGAGCGAAACCCGUCCAAAAACAUUCGUAUGAUGCAGGCGCAGGAGGCCGUGAGCCGGGUGAAGAGCUUGGAAGGUGAUGGCCAGACCCUCACGGAGGUGGACCUCUUUAUCUCCACACAGAGGAUCAAGGUGCUGAACGCCGACUCACAGGAGACGAUGAUGGACAACGCCCUGCGCACCAUCUCCUACAUCGCGGACAUCGGGAACAUCGUGGUGCUGAUGGCGCGCCGGCGCGUGCCCCGCACCGCCUCGCAGGACUGCAUCGAGACCACGCCUGGCGGCAGCGAGGGCAAGAAGCAGUACAAGAUGAUCUGUCACGUGUUCGAGUCGGAGGAUGCUCAGCUCAUCGCCCAGUCCAUAGGACAGGCAUUCAGCGUGGCUUACCAAGAGUUCCUCAGAGCCAAUGGCAUCAACCCAGAAGAUCUGAGUCAGAAGGAGUACAGCGACAUCAUAAACACGCAGGAGAUGUACAACGACGACCUCAUCCACUUCUCCAAUUCGGAAAACUGCAAAGAGCUGCAGCUGGAGAAGCAGAAGGGUGAGAUCCUGGGCGUGGUGAUCGUCGAGUCCGGUUGGGGCUCCAUCCUGCCCACCGUCAUCCUGGCCAACAUGAUGAACGGCGGCCCGGCCGCCCGCUCCGGCAAGCUCAGCAUCGGCGACCAGAUCAUGUCCGUCAACAAGACCAGCCUGGUGGGCCUGCCGCUCGCCACCUGCCAGGGCAUCAUCAAGGGCUUGAAGAACCAGACUCAGGUGAAGUUAAACAUCGUAAGCUGCCCCCCUGUCACCACUGUCCUCAUCAAGCGUCCCGACCUCAAGUACCAGCUGGGCUUCAGCGUGCAGAAUGGCAUCAUCUGCAGCCUCAUGCGUGGAGGCAUCGCGGAGCGAGGAGGGGUCCGUGUCGGCCAUCGCAUCAUCGAGAUCAACGGCCAGAGUGUGGUGGCCACAGCCCACGAGAAGAUCGUCCAGGCGCUGUCCAACUCUGUCGGCGAGAUCCACAUGAAGACCAUGCCAGCAGCCAUGUUCAGACUGUUAACUGGCCAGGAGACGCCCAUGUACAUCUGAGCCUGAGCAGGCCAAGGAGGGGCGACCAGGCGCCGGACCCCACACCCCAGGGACAAGUCCAGCAGACCUCCUGCUGUCCCCCCAGGAACUCUCCGAUCUCUGCACCUAACGAGUCUCCCUUUUGCAUUUUCUCGUCCUCCCGUACAAGGAGAUCACCUUUGUUUGUUCGCUGGUGUCGGCAUUAACGGACCAUAAAAAUAACUUACGGAUUUAAAGUGGAAAAGAAACGAAUGUGUUAUGGUCACGGCUGUCACAUGAUCGUUAUAAUAAAUGUGUGCUGUCUGUCUGUGACACUUUCGUCCAAUCACGGCGUGGAAAGAUUGAAUGAGUCCGUCGUGGUUUAUUUUUUUAUUUACGUAUGUAAUAUUAACAUGGUAUGUAUGUAUAAUUCUGUUUGCUUCCUUUCCGUAUUUCUUUUCAAUUGUAAAUACAUUAAUUAUUUUUUUUGCCAGCGGACUCGGUUGGGAAACAUGCAUUUUGAUGUCGGCCUACAGUGCAGGGAUUACGCACAGGUCGGGGCGAAGACCGCAGGUGAUGCAGAGAUACUGAGGGCAGACUCCCAUUUAUUCCAGUUUUAGGACACUAAGCUCUUGGUUUCCCUUGUAUGAGUAGCACAAUAAGUUUUGAAAAAGUAAUAAUUUAAAAAUUUCAAGCGAUCGCUUUUGUUAUAUCAGCUGCACAGGGCCGUCUGAUGGAUCAGACAUGCAUCUGUACCUCCAUGUUAGUUCAAACUGCUGAGGAAAUGAUUCUGAAAGACAUUUUUUUGGUAUCAAUUCUUUAAUUGAUAUCAAAGUUAUUGCAGAAGGAGCGUACAAUAACAUGGUCUAUUCCACCGAGUUCUAUACAUUUUUUUUUAAGUUAUUGUAUGAGCACUAAAAAGUCCAAAGAUACCAUGACGAUGUUUGCCCAUAUAAAAUUAACUUUGUGGAUGAGCUUUUUGAUAGAUAAACGUGUGAGCAGAUGUUUUGUAAGUAACCACAUGGCAAAUCCAAAGUACAUUCGUCGCCCCUACAAGUAGCAAAAAAAAUUUAAGAAAACUCACAAAUUCUUACCAGAUCUUGACUCAAAACCGACACAGUGUGCAGCAGGAAUGUGUAAAUGGAAACGGUUCCACUUUGUAUCGUUUGUUUUUUUUUUUUGUAUUUUCUGCAGAAACUCUAAUUUAUUUGAGUGGAUUGUGAAUGUAACGUAAUAUUAGAACAGUGUCCAUAACCACGUCCAGUGUUAGACUGUGUGUACAUGAUGAAAACCGUGUCUAGUAUUGUUCCCCGUAGGGAAUUACUGUUGUUCGCUGCGAGCUCCCCCCCCACGCCCACCCCCUCCAUUUCUGGCCUUGUUUGCAGAAGGAUAAUGACGGUAACGAUUAAAUAGAAUACACUGUGACAGAAAAAGGCUCACCGGUAACGAUUUUAAAACGUACUGGACUAAAAUCAAGAUUCGAAAUUAAAGACACAUCAAAGUAGAAUAUCUGUUGCAUGCAGCUGAAGAGAGAGCAAAAUCAUUCUGGAAAAAAUAACAAUAAAAUAAAUCCUAACUUUGAAA